ACGGCGUGCCGCCGAAAAAAGGAAAUAUAUAUAGAUAGGGCUCUAUAAGUUUCUUGCAUAUCAUUCGCUUUCCAAGUGUGCGCCCUCUCCGAGGAGCAAUAGCUCUCCCGAUUGUUGAACAACUGUUAUAUCCACUGGAUAUUUUGUUUUUGUUUGUUUGAUUCGUUCUUUUUGUCAAACAAGUUUUCUUUUUUUUUGUAUUUAUUUUCAAUCGCUGAAACAAGAAUUUUCGGAUAUGUAACCGAGCGACAGACGCGAAAUAUCAGCUGUCGACAAGCGCUUGAUCGAGAGAGUGUGAGUUUGAAACUUUUUGACAUCACUUUUGCAAGCGUCGUUCAUAUUGGUGACAAAAAAGGCAAUGACGACUGGGAUUUCAUCGUUUGAAUUUGGCGGGCGCUACUGUUGGUGCUGUGUUUGCUUCUUAUGGAUUUGGACGACAAUGACAGUGUCCGGGACGUUGAUGAUUCAGCAAAUUCUGGUUCCGGUCCAAGUCAUGAGUGGUUCUAAUGUGGUACUUCGCUGUCUAUUUGCGGAAAUUGGCUCUAACUCAACUCCGAUUUCGGGUAAUCACAAACAUGGCAUUACGGAAUACGAUCCCGCUGCCGCAGGUCCGCUCUAUUCUCUCAAGUGGUAUAAAGGUUCGCACGAGUUUUACCGGCAUCUUCCGAGAGAAAACCCACCGACAAAAGUCUUCCAUUGGUCACAGUUUAACAUAGAGACGGAUGCGAUGGAGCCGGGCAAAGUGAUACUGCGCGGCGUCAAUUCGGAGGCCGAGGGAUCGUACAAAUGCGAAGUAUCGGCAGAGGGGACUUUCCACACUGAUUUCGCCGAGGCAAAUCUCACCGUCAUUGAUGUCGAAAACGAAUCCUUGAAUCUGGUACAAGAUUCGCCGUUGGAAGAAGCCAGAACGGGUGACCGGAGAAAGUGGAAUUGCACUUUUGGCCAGAGUCGACCACCGGCUCACAUAGCCUGGUUUAUCAAUGGCGAACCGGUGGCAUCCAGCAGUCCCUACAGCACGGCGAACAGCAGAAGUGCAGUGGAAGAACAGAGCGGUGAAGCCGAAAUGAACUCACGAACCGGUGCGACAAAACCCUUGGAAUUCGUCAACUCUGUCUUGGAAUUAACUCUUUCCGAACGUCACUUUAAAAAUCAGUGGUUACGAGUCUCUUGCGUGGUACAAAUCGGCAGUGGAUUUAAAAAGACGAAAGAGAUCCACAUCCGACAACAGAAGCAGGGCUCAGCUGACCGUCCAACUAACCAUAAUCCGUCAGCUGUGGUUGGUCCGAAUGGCAGCAGAACUGGAACUAAUAGAGAGAACGAAUUCCAACCCUCGACCAUGUCAAAAAUUGCUGGAUCGCCAAAGGCUACUAUAGCGGACUCGGGGACGAGCUCACUAGUUAAUAUGACUGGUCAAUCAUCGUUCAGCUGGAUGCUACUUAUGCUCAUUUUUAUUCAAACAAUGCAUGCCAAAUGUUUUUGAGAAGUCGUUUGUU
Molecule: messenger RNA, 1493 nt
Organism: Daphnia pulex (common water flea)
Lineage: Eukaryota; Metazoa; Arthropoda; Branchiopoda; Diplostraca; Daphniidae
Exons: 8
Coding region: 359-1480 (373 amino acids)
Source: RefSeq, a predicted model, not a curated record